Molecule: messenger RNA, 3385 nt
Organism: Colossoma macropomum (tambaqui)
Lineage: Eukaryota; Metazoa; Chordata; Actinopteri; Characiformes; Serrasalmidae
Gene: dleu7
Product: deleted in lymphocytic leukemia 7
Exons: 2
Coding region: 500-982 (160 amino acids)
Source: RefSeq, a predicted model, not a curated record
GAGAUACCACGUCAGUCAUUAUUGAGAUGCUAAGUCAUAAUUAUGAGAUGUUAAGUCAUAAUUAUGAGAUGUUGCGUCAUAGUUAUACUAAAUCAUAAUUAUGGAAAACUUGGUCAUUUUUAUGACUUACUAAAAGGCUAUACAUUUUUUUCCCCAGUGGCAGAGACGGACUUCCAUCUUGACUAAAUUUCAAGAGUCAUGGACUUUCUAAAUGAGCCUCACUGACCCUUGACAUCCGGUCAUGUGAAGUCGGCGCGCCGCAGUAGCGCAGUGCAGGAGGCUUUCUAGAUGCAACGAUAGUAUGUUUCCAAACACCACGCGAUGGGGAAGUUGAGGCAGGACACAACACGCAGACGCGCUUAAGGAAGAUCAGUUGACAUGAUGGGGACUUUAUUUCUGCGGUUUAAGCGAAAAACGUGGGAAUGAAAAACUGAAAGACGACGCGUCGUUUUAACGUUUUCGCACUAAAAGCGCUGCAGGCGUAACGUUACAGGUGAAGAUGGGGAACCACUCACUGAGACACCAGAUGGAGGCUCUGAAGCUUCUUCACGAGCUGAAUGGGACCAGAACGGCGAGGAGCAACGCUGAGGUGUCUUCAGAUGAUUCGGGGAGCAGAAGAAAGUCCCUCAAGCAUAAACCCCAGACCGUCGCCGAGAGGGCGAGAGAAAGCCAGUUCUCACGACUAGUCGAAAUAUUAUCACAGAUCAUAUCGAUAGAGCAGGACUUACUGCGACCUCUGUCAGAAGACCUGGGGAGUUUUCUCCUCCGUCACAAGGACAGCGUCGACCUGAGGAACAUCUGUCAGAGAAUGGCUCUCAGCGAGGCGGGCUGUCAGUCCGACAGGGACCUGAAGGAGCUGAGAGUCUGUCUUCAGCUUAUUGUGGACAAUUUGCUGUCUGCUGUAAGAGAGGAGAACAGUUUAUCGUCCCUGGGGGCUGUCCGGAGACUGGUGGGCAUCUCCACCACGUUUUCAGACAUGUGAACUAAAAGCGGUGGGGACUUCACCUGCUCUGCGGACCGUUUGUCGUUUGUUUUGCUAGGACGCUUGGUUGGCAAACCCGGAGCUAGUUCAGGAUACCGGGGUUAGGCUAACUGUUUACUGACGAACUCGAGACUACCUCAAGUCUUUCAAGGCUCGUUUUUGGUGCUGAACUGUGGAGCUGGGCAAUAUGACGAAGUUAUCUAUCGUUGUUGUGAUAAAUUAUCUCACAGUAUGCUUUUCUGAGCAUAUCGUGGAUAUUGUCAGUACUUAAAACUACUUAACUACUUCAUGUUUGACUACAAAGUGAGCCAAUAGUCCUGUUUAAUUGGAUUUAGUGCAGCAUGUCAGCCUGUGUGAAAUGUCAAAAUAGCUUUUGAUAGUAUUUUAAAAUGUGAAUUUACUCCGACAUAUGCCAGACAAGACAUAUAUCGCACCUUAUUUUGUAUUGGGAAAACUUCUUGAAGUAUUGUGAGUAUUGUGAUACUACAUUAUUGCCAUAUCGCUCAGUUCUAUGCUGCAGCCACAAUUUUCCUAUAAGCUGUGAUUUAUAAUUGUAUUUAACUUUUUUCCUACAAUUCUCUGCCUGUUGUUGAAAGACUUUGAGGGAAUUGGCUUUUCACAUCUACUUGCUGUUCUCCUCCUCACAUUUAGCCCAAGCUGAAUUCUGUUUUGUCUGUUUUAACAGAAAGUUAUGUUACGAUCAUGUUCCUGCUUUCUGUCUAUAUCUGCAAAAUGUCAAACAUACUUGUAGUGCCUUUGUCCUCACCGGGCAGCUCUACAGGUGUAACAGGUUCAGUAGCUGACAGAGCAAAAUGAAUGUCUUUUAUCUGACUCAGUUCUUUUAAUGGGCAGCGCCUAAACAGAUGGUGAGACACCUCCCAGAGAAAGCUUGUGACUUCUUUUAUAAGACCCAUUAGACAAAUUGGGACUGGUUUUUCUACCAUGCCAACACACUCCUUGAUGGUUUGAGCCUGGUCCCAAACUAUCUGUAACGAUUUUCAAGGGCUUUUUUGGCCAAGACCAGACUUAGAUGGCAUUUGUUAUGAUGUAAACAAAGUCAUUCAGAAUGGUUUGAUGUGAAACUUACCAAGUCAGAAUUGUUUACAGUGGAUUUUAUAGGAACCAGCAUUUGAUGCCUCUAAAAGCUCACAGAAAGUUAUACUGAAUGGUUAUGAAUAUGUUGCCUUAAGUCAGAGACAUUGUUCAUGAUAGUUUUGAAAUCAUGAGAUCAGACUUUAAGCCCAUUCGCAGCAGAGUAUUUAAUGCAGCAUGUUGUUAGGCCGAAAUAAAAAUAGACUCCAGAGAAAACUUUUUUUCAGAUUUUCCACUAUUUUACCCAUACCGACCUUACAUAUAAAACUCAAGACAUGUGGAGCUUCAUUUUCUUUUGUAUAGUAAAUAAUGUGGCUAUAUUUAUACCGCACACAUCAGAGCCCCUGGUUCCUAUCAACAGCACUGUAAAGAAAUCUGACUGGCUAAGUCUCUCUAUGCUUAAUCUCACAUUUUGACAAAUCAGUGGGAUCCCCAUUUUAUGUGUUUAUAAAGCUAGCCUUAGAUUAAAUAUCAUGUGAUAGGGUUAUUUAAGUUACAUUAAGUGGGAUUACUUUGAUUCCGAUUGUGUUUAUUGAAGGUGUUUCAUAUUAGUGGUCAUGGAUUAGUUUUUACAGCCUGUAGAAAUUAUCUUAUUUGUUUAUUUAGGAAAUUAAUUUAUUACUGUUGAACUGAAAGAAGUGGAUCUGUUGCAGCUCAGUCUAUUUUUAUGAGAAACUUUAUGUGGAGGAGUAUUCCAAUGUGUGAAUUUACAACAUAUUACUGUCAAAAUAAUGUAAACAGUUGAAUAAAUGAAGGAUUCAAGCUAUGACAAAGCAGGUGCUUCAACACGUGAGGUUCCCGAGUUAACUGAGAAAUUAUUGGCAGUAGAAAACACUGUCAGCUUUGUAGACUCCAAUGAAUACCUCAUGCUGUAUUUGUUUGGUUUGUGUUUUGCUGUAUGAGAGGGCAAUAGUAAAUGGUUUGUAUUGUUUUCAUGUUUGUUCAGUGACCACUCGUGACUUGUGAACAGUGAGCAUUGCUGUGAUGCAAGAUCCCAUCAGGAUAGAAAUGCUUUCAUUUGAGUUUUUCAUAAAUUACUUUAAGCAGAAUGGUAGGCUUUGUUACAUGAAUUGGUUAGACCAUUUUUGAAAGUGAAAUAUGUGAAUGUGAAGAAGCUUUUAAAGUUUAAAGAACCUCCACGUAAAGUGUUUUACGACGAUUUAGAAUUGUGUUUCCAGACCAAGAACCAUUUAAAAACCUUUCAUUUCUAAGAAUAUACUAUCUCUAAAAACUCGGUAUUGCUUUUAUAUUAAUGAUUUUUAUUUUAUUCAGUAACAAAUUGUACAGUGUAGACUAGGAAAGUAUAAACUA